GCGAGCGGCGCAGAAGGCCGGCAGACUCCGAGCAGCGCGCACCAACACGUGGGGCGACAAUGACCGACAGCAAUCAGCGUGCGGGCCAGAUGGACCCGCUCGAGCAGAUACCCAAGGAGGAGACCAUCCGGCUGCGCAAGCGGCACGUGGGGCAGUCGUGCAAGCUGUUCUACCGGGCGGACCCCCUCAAGAUUGUGCGCGCCGAGGGUCAGUACAUGUACGACGAGAAGGGCGGCCAGUACCUCGACUGCAUCAACAACGUGGCCCACGUGGGGCACUGCCACCCAGCGGUGGUGCGAGCAGCGUGCGACCAGCUGUCAUUGCUCAACACCAACAACCGCUUCCUGCACGACAGCCUGGUGCUGUGUGCCCAGAAACUCACCAGCCUACUGCCCGAGCCACUCCAGGUCUGCUUCCUUGUCAACUCGGGCUCCGAGGCCAACGACCUGGCACUGCGGCUCGCCCGUACCCACACUGGCAACCACGAUGUCAUCACUGUGGACCAUGCGUACCAUGGUCAUCUAUCCUCCCUGAUUGACAUCUCGCCGUACAAGUUCAAUAAGCCAGGAGGACAGGGGAAACCUGAAUGGGUACAUGUGGCUCCUUGCCCAGAUGUUUACAGAGGGAAAUACCGAGAUGUUGACUACCCUGGAGAAGACAUGGGAAAGAAGUACGCUGGAGACGUCAAGGAAAUCUGCAGGAAAAUCAGGGAUGAAGGUCGUUCAGUAUGUGCAUUCUUUAUUGAGAGUCUGAUUAGCUGUGGUGGGCAGAUAAUUCCACCACAAAACUACCUACGUGAAGCCUUCAGGCAUGUCCGUGAAGCUGGUGGUGUGUGCGUAGCAGAUGAGGUUCAAGUGGGUUUCGGCCGAGUGGGAAAGCACUGGUGGGGAUUCCAGUUGCAAGGUGACGAUGUUAUACCUGAUAUUGUUACUCUUGGCAAACCAAUGGGGAAUGGCCAUCCUGUGGCAGCAGUUGUUACAACCAGAGAAAUUGCUCAAAGUUUCCAGAACACUGGAAUUGAAUAUUUCAAUACUUACGGUGGCAAUCCAGUGUCAUGUGCAGUCGCCAAUGCAGUGAUGGAUGUUCUGGAGCGUGAGAACUUGCGCGAGCACGCAACCAGGGUGGGGAACCACCUGCUGAACCUGAUGCGGCAGCUGGCCAACAAGCAUCAUAUCAUUGGGGACGUGCGUGGCGUCGGCCUCUUUGUGGGAGUCGAGCUGGUCAGGGACCGCGAGACCAGGGAACCAGCCACAGCCGAGGCACAGCAUGUUAUAUCCAGGCUGAAAGAAGAAUGUGUGCUCCUAAGUGCAGAUGGUCCAGACAGAAAUGUGUUGAAGUUCAAGCCACCAAUGGUCUUCAGCCAGAAAAAUGCUGAUCAUGUGGCCAGAAUACUGGAUGAAGUUCUGAGUGAACUGAACGAUGAUGAAGAUAUGGUGGAGGAGAAUCGAUCUGUUUCUCCAGAAAUAAGAAAGAUACGUGAAGAUCCUUCUUACAACAGUUCCCCAAACGAGAAAAAAAUGAAGCUGGAUGGGGAGAAAGCAGAAAAUAUCAUCAAGACGUGAAGAGAGAGAAAUAUAUAUGCUGCUGAUGAUUGCUGUUGGUCAGAUUAUGUGAUAUGUUAUAUAAAGUAUAUGCUGCUGCAAUUCCAUGGUGCUAAUUAAAAUAAUUGACGUGCCACACAUUAACAAAUCUGCAUAUACUGUAAUGUUAACAAAAUGUAUUUUAUGUGUCGUUGCUUGUGUAAUCGUUUUACAAGAUUUUAUGUUUCUGCAUAUAUACUUAUUACCUCUUAAUGCUGUUUUCAGAAUGUGCUCCAUUUGAGAAGUGUGGCUGCAUCUAUAUUUUUGUAUCAACCCAUAAUUUCUGAAACAUCGUAAGAAACUUCAAUUUCAUCCCAGACUAUACCCAUAAAAUAUGGUGCUAAAAUUGAAGAUGUUAUUUAUAUCUGUGAUUCCAUUCUAUUGAGAACAUAUGUCCAGUUCCCCAUUAUUCAGAGAGAGUGAAAGAUGACUGACAGAUGUGUAUGGAUGAGAACAAAAUGUCCUGUAUAACUAGUUUUAUAGUUACUAUAACUGAACAUUAUUGAAUAAAGAGUGUUCUCAUAUCAAA
Molecule: messenger RNA, 2109 nt
Organism: Schistocerca piceifrons (Central American locust)
Lineage: Eukaryota; Metazoa; Arthropoda; Insecta; Orthoptera; Acrididae
Product: 5-phosphohydroxy-L-lysine phospho-lyase-like
Exons: 9
Coding region: 60-1562 (500 amino acids)
Cellular component (GO): mitochondrion
Molecular function (GO): transaminase activity; pyridoxal phosphate binding
Source: RefSeq, a predicted model, not a curated record